GCGUGACAGUUGAACAACAACAAUCAAGCUUCCGGUUUUUUCCCAUUCUUACUAGAGAGUUCACUAGCAUGUUCUUGUGAGCGUAAAAUCGCACAAUCAGCAAGUUUAUGUGUAAUAGAUUUACGUGUACACUAGGUACAUUUUAUUAUUUUGUUUGUCGUGGAAUAAGAGCACCGAAAGAGCUAUUACUGACUUUGAUACACCGCUUUAUUUGGCCAUUACACUGCGGACAACUUCCAAUACGGGUUAUUAUGAGCGAAGGAGAGGUAUUCCAUGAGAAGCAGCGACUGGAGUUGUGCGCCAUUCAUGCUCUGAACAACGUUUUGCAAGAACAAGUGUUCACCAAGGAGACGGCAGAUGACAUCUGCAAGCGGCUAGCUCCACAGUGUGUGGUGAACCCUCACCGCUCGAUGCUGGGCACAGGCAACUAUGACGUCAACGUCAUCAUGGCUGCCCUACAGAGCAGAGAGUUGGCUGCAGUAUGGUGGGACAAACGCAGAACAGUACAGUGUCUCUGUGUUGACAAGGUCCAGGGGUUCAUCCUGAACGUUCCGUCACGUGUCUCUCUUGGAAUUGUGUCCCUCCCCGUCAAGCGGCGGCACUGGCUUGCAGUGCGCCAGGUUAAUGGACACUACUACAACCUCGACUCCAAACUAAAGAGUCCUGUCUGCAUCGGGAACGAAGAAGAUCUCCGUACAUUUCUCAGUGAACAGCUGUCUCCGGACGUGGCAGAGAUGCUCCUGGUUGUGAGGAGGGACGUGGAGGAGUACGGAACCUGGCUGAACUCUGAUGACCUCAGGAAGUGAUUCCUCUGGCCUGGGCAUUCCAUUCAUUCAACAUGGGACUCAAACUCCUGCUCUACUCUGGAAAAACAAAUAACAUUUUAGAAAACAAGAGACUCUUAACAAAAAGUACAUAUUUCAGGAAAUGCAUUACCGGUUGCUGAGGAGUGUGGGAACUGUUACACACACACACACACGAAGUUCCAAAGAGAAUUUAAGAUGACGAGGGAUUUCUGUCCCAAAUGGCUUGUUUGUAAGUUUACUGGCCUUUGUUUUGGAUUUCUACACUACAGCAGCAUCUAUAUCCUCUUUCCUUCUCUCUCUUCCUUCUCUUCUCUUCCUAUGCACUGCACUGUCAAGGUAGACCAGUUAGAACUGGUUUGUCUUUUAGUUAUUCUAUGCACUGAGAAGGUACAGAGGCGGCACUGGAUGUCAUGUUGACAACUGACUGUGUGAAAAUAACGCUUCUAUGUUUGUGUUCUGUCUGCGUUUACAUCUAACUGCAUAUCCAAGUGAAUGGGAACACUGUCUUUCUGUUACACGCGCUACACACUACACACUCAGAGGAUAUAAAGAACAUGUUAUUUAUAUGUAA
Messenger RNA from Oncorhynchus nerka (sockeye salmon), 1377 nucleotides. Its product is annotated as josephin-2-like. Gene Ontology annotation, biological process: protein deubiquitination. Gene Ontology annotation, molecular function: cysteine-type deubiquitinase activity. The coding region runs from base 108 to 806 and encodes 232 amino acids. Lineage: Eukaryota; Metazoa; Chordata; Actinopteri; Salmoniformes; Salmonidae. The record is from RefSeq and is a predicted model, not a curated record. The transcript is spliced from 5 exons.